UUGUUCUAAUACACGUGCUCUUUGUUCAGGGACUGUCAAAAAUCAUAUCAUCCCAGCUGCGUGAAUAAGGACGAAUCUUUUCUCGAAAGCGAAAAAGAUUGGUAUUGCCCUUGGCAUAAUUGCUUCCGUUGCCACCGAAGUAAAUGUGCUUACCUUCGUUGCUACACUUGCCCAAAUGCCGUGUGCCGAAAAUGUCUUCCUGCUAGGCGCAUUUUACUAAUUGAAGGGAAAUAUGGAUUUUGCAAAGACUGCCUAAAGCUUGCUUUGCUUAUUGAAGAGAAGAAGGAUUGCGACUCUGAUGGGGAGAAGGUGGAUUUUACAGACAGGGAGACGUGCGAGGGUCUACACAUGGAAUAUUAUGACAUAAUAAAGAAAAAAGAAGGAUUUAAGCUGGCAGAUAUUUACGCUGCAAAGAACCGGGUGAAGGCGAAAAAGUAUUAUCAACCGAAUGAUGACGAUGAAGAAUCGGAUGAUGAAGAUGAUGACUACGAAGAAGAGCGGUUAUCUGAUUAUGAUGGUCUUGAGGAAGAAGAGAGCAAAAAGAAGGGAACACAUAAUAUAUCAAAAAGGCAUAGAUUCACAAAACAGAGGCCUUUUAAUAAAUCCAAUAAAAAGGAGUUCAUUGGCUGGGCCUCAAGACCCCUCAUUGAGUUUUUAAAUUCAAUCGGCAAAAACUCAACUGAAAAGCUGUCCCCGUUCGACGUAACUUCCAUUGUGAACAAGUAUGUGAAAGAAAAUAAUUUAUUAAAUCCAGGGAAAAGAAAGUCGAUAACCUGCGAUGAACGACUGCUUUGUCUUUUCGGAAAAAAGAAGAUAGCUAAAUACAAGGUUUUUGACCUUGUAGAGGACCAUUUUGCCGAGAAUCAAGAGUCGGACGAGGAUGAGAUUGGAUACAAUUCGGAAGACAAUAAUAGAGAAACUGAAAAUGCGUGCAAGAGGCAAAGGAAGAUUGGCAUAAAGAAAAUUCCUCAGGAAAAAAUUAAAGAAAUUGAUAUGCCUCUGAGUCGUUUUGCGUGCAUUGGGGUUGAGAACAUAAAACUGGUUUAUCUGAGGAGGGGUGUGUUGAAGGAAAUGCUUAAAGAACCUGAAUCGUUUGAAGAGAAGGUGAGUGGAUGCUUUGUGAGGGUCAAAUCUGAGCCGUAUGAUUAUCGGUCAAGAAAGUCUCAUCAGCUCAUUCAAGUCAAAGGUGUAAAAGCACUUCCGACAGAAGAAAACACUACAGAGGCUAUCCUUUUACUUUCAGCUAUGCCUGAAGAAAUUCGCGUAAGUUUGCUUGCAGAUGAAGAUUUCACGGAGGAAGAAUGUGAAGAACUGAAAAAUAAGAUUUUGGCUGGUGAAGUUGAGAGGCCUACGGUGGAUUUUCUCCAACAGAGAGUGAAUGCUAUUCACAAGGAUGUUACAAACUAUUGGAUCCAUAAAGAGCUGAGAUUGCUUAAGAAUCGCGCUGAUCUGGCAAAUGAGAAAGGAUGGAGAGCAGAAUAUCCUUUUAUGAGUUUCUGGUCCACUUCACGAUUGCUCGAAAAUGUACCAACAGUGAUGCGGGAUGUAUAUGAGCCUGAUGAUGGUGAAGUAAACAGAGACAAAUUAGACUCACCAGACACUGGAUUAGAUGAAUACGCUCAGCAUAACAAGCAUGCCAAGGCAAAGGGACGUUAUUCGAAUGUUGCGGUGAUUGAUGUUGAGAGUGAUGAUAAUCUCCCAACUGAUCAGAAAACAGAGGCUGACACGGAAAACGAGACCUGGCUUAUGAAAGGUCCGAAUGGCGAACGUACGGAUUCUUCUUUGUCUUUGUUGAGGCUGUGGAGUGGAAGCAAUGUAUAUGCUUCAAAGUUCAUGGUCUGGCGGAAAGGCGAGAAGGAGGAGAACGCGAUUCCUUUGAUGGAGGCUCUUACACUUGCCGGCCGUAGUAAAUAGCUAUGGUUUGUUGUGUAAGUAAAGAAUAUUGGGAAGGUGGAUGAAUGCUUUUGGUUUUGAAGGUGAAUUAUGAAAGUUGAAUGGCUUUUUUCCUUAAACUAGUAAAGUGCACGUGUGAUGCACAUAGUUAUAAAUUUUGUUGCCGAUUAAGUAAAAUAAAGUGAUUGACUUAGUAUACAUGUUAUUGUAGGA
Molecule: messenger RNA, 2106 nt
Organism: Striga asiatica
Lineage: Eukaryota; Viridiplantae; Streptophyta; Magnoliopsida; Lamiales; Orobanchaceae
Source: the annotation of a GenBank genome assembly